Molecule: messenger RNA, 903 nt
Organism: Phymastichus coffea
Lineage: Eukaryota; Metazoa; Arthropoda; Insecta; Hymenoptera; Eulophidae
Gene: Npc2a
Product: NPC intracellular cholesterol transporter 2 homolog a
Exons: 4
Coding region: 59-508 (149 amino acids)
Biological process (GO): intracellular cholesterol transport
Molecular function (GO): sterol binding
Source: RefSeq, a predicted model, not a curated record
UUGCCGCGAAGCGCAAACGAAGCCCGUCGCACACGCUUUAUUCGAGCGCGUUCUCACGAUGCGACUGCUCACGAUACUACUUGCUGCGCUCUGCGCUGCCGUUCGCGCUGUCGAGUUCAAAGAUUGCGGCUCGACGUCAGGUCAGUUUGACAAAGUGGAAGUCUCUAACUGCGACCUGUCAAGCCCAGCGUGUAUUUUGCAGAAAGGUACCGAUGCUUCGAUUGGACUACAUUUCACCCCAAACAAAGCAACGAGUAGAGUAACGGCAGUCGUGCACGGUAUAAUCGAGGACAUCGACGUACCCUUUCCGAUUCCCAACGCCGAGGCUUGUUUUGACAAUCAUUCGGGUGUUACUUGCCCAUUACCUGCUGGAACUGGCACCAGUUACCACGCGACUCUGCCUGUUCUUACCAAAUACCCCACGGUAUCCGUCGUAGUCAAAUGGGAAUUGAAAGACGAAAAGGGCGACAAUAUUGUUUGCGUUGAGAUUCCCGUAUCGCUCAAGUAAUUACUGAUUGGUGAUUUGCGGUAUUUAAUUAGGACUUUUGCGUUUAUUGAUUGGAUGUACAGGAUUUUCACGCUCAUGAAAACCAAUUGCCUGAAACUCGUUUUGGAAAAAUUAAUCAAGUUACUUUUAGAUGUUGCAGAUUUCAUUUUCGUCUUUUUUUACGCAACACGUUAAGUACGAGUCAUUUUAUUUUAUGUAAAUCUUACUAAAUAAAUACUAUUAUUUUAAACAUUAUUAGAAGAAUUUGAUCAUCGAAUAAUUCGAUUAGAGCGAAAUCAAAAAAGGAUACAAAUCUAUAGAUUUCUAUCUUCGUUUAAGAUAACAUUGUUGUAAAAAGUCUACUUUAUUUAAAAAAAUAAAAUAUUAGAUUCAACUCGAAGCGGACUAACACAAUU